AUGCUGCCUGUGCCAACAAAGCCCAAGUUGAAGCAGAAGUCGACUCGCAGAGACCUUGAGGAGCUCAAAUUCAGCGGUAGCCAUGCACGGAUGAUCGAACGAAGGAGGAACAGUGGACAGAUCUCGUGUGCUGAAUGCAGAAGACUCAGGAUUAAGUGUAACAAGCAGAUUCCUUGUCAGUCCUGUAGGCACUCUUGUACCACGGUAACCACUAACACUUUCACACGCAUUCAUAGCGAAGGGGUUGCGCAGCACUAUGUCCCAAUGGAAGCCUUUACACAGGUCAAGGAACUCGCGACGGAACACCUCCACCGUCGGGUGUCAAGAAUGAGCGAACGAAUUUGGCAACUGGAAGAUGCACUGAGUGAGCUCCAAGCCCGGUAUUCCACGGAACCGCACCCGCUUCUUCGGCCUGACCUCCUAGGGGCAUCUCAACAUGAUAACGUCAGUCUCCCCUGUGCUAAUAACCCCGAAGUUGCAGAGCCCACCUCUGAGUUGGUGGAAUCGUUGGGUACAUUGUCUAUCUCGGACGGUGGUGCAUCUCGCUUCUUUGGACCGACGGGAGGUUCACAUUGUCUAUUGAUGAGCGAUAAUCUAUCAUCACAAGAAUUUGCCGGCGGUUCGUCUGAUUCGGCGAGGGACUCGACGGGUCCAGAGCUACCCCAUGCAAUUGAAAAAUUUACCCUGCCACUCCUAUUUAAGCCCUUUCAUUCGACUCUCAACGUAGAAAACCUGGUCAGCGACUACUUGCCUACUUGGGAACAAGCACAUCGUUUGGUAGAAGCCUACCUCGAAGAAGCCACCUGGCUAUUCCAUAAUGUCUCUAAGGAUCAGAUCUUGUUUGAGUUGCUGCCUGCGUAUUAUGUGAACAAUAUACCUCAUGUUGCGCAGGCGGACAGCAACCCCCACAGACUCUGCCUCCUUUUCCUUAUUUUUGCGAUUGGUGCUUUGCUUGACGCGAGCCAGAAACCUGGGAAUGCGGAGGCAGAGCAUUAUCACCAGGUUGCGCGUGUUGCAAUCUGUCUUCAGUCCGUGAUGGAGAAGCCAUCUUUGGAAACGAUUCAAGCACUGUACCUUCUCAGCGCAUACAAUGUUAUGAGCGGCAAUGAGUUGGCUGGAAAGGAAACAAGUAUGGAGACAUCUUGGUCAUUAGUGACUUUGGCUGCGCAUCUAGCUCACACGCUUGGACUUCGCGACGGGUGGUAUUUUGGGAUCUAUCUGUGGCAGAUGUUUGGAACUGUCUCGAAGCUGGGAGACCUCCAACCUUCUCUCUUCCAUACAUCGAUUGCCAGUUUCCUGGAGGCGGGUCACCACAGUGAUAAGGUUCACAUCGGCUCCGAUAAUUGUGUCGCAGAUGUCGCUGCACGAACACUGACUUACGAUUUCCCAAGUUAUUUCACUGUCCUCGAGCUCGACCGUAAAGUGCGCAAUUUCCCUGUUACUGAAGCUGCCGAAGAGUUUGUUGCUGCUGCGUCUGGCGCUGUCCCAGCGAAACCCACAGAUAGAGGCAUUGGCAUGAUGGAGUCAAUGGACCGUUUCGUGAUGUCCAAUGCACGGGAAGUCACGUAUCGGGCAUCCUUGACGGUCUUGCAUACAAUCAAGGUGCAAUACGGGCUCCAUCCGAAACUCACUGCCAGAUUUUGGCUAAUAUGGACAUUUGCUUUUUCGGCUGCUAUCGUGUUCGGAACGGUCGUGACACGUGGGCCACGGUCACCUAUGGCAUCCGAUGCAAUGAAAGAGCUUCGCGAUGCUUGUAUUCUUUUCUCUAAAGCAUCAUCACAUAGUCGGAGGGCACAAAAAGCGCUCCCCAUCAUCACGAAGUUGACGGAGAAGGCACAUAAUGCUCUCCUUCAUGCGCGGAGCGAUAUGCCGAACGAGUUGGGUCAGCAGUGGGGCGUCACAAAGAAUAAGGGCGAUGAUGAACUGGCUAUUUUUGCGGGCCGGAUGAAGUUCGUGUCUAUAAGAAGGCAGACAACAGAUGGGACGUCGGAGCGAUGUACGAAUGCCGAUAGGUCAGUCGAGUGGUCAAAUAGUCCAGCACCCGAGUCGCAGCAAGAACAAAAUCAGGUUGAACUUGCAUUGCCACAGUCGUAUGGUCGUGAGCAGUUGGAUCCUGUAUGGCCUCACUGGCAGCCUGGCUCUGCGGCUGAUCCCAAGCAUAUGGAAGAGAUACCGACUGGGUCUACGCUCAUGGAGCUACCUCCAGCGCUACUGCAAAUAUAUCCUGAUGUGGCCAGAGGUGUUGUUCUGCCUGGCCUGGAAUUGAUGCAGUUUCCAAUUGAAAUUAGGCAUGAGCUGCUGGGACCACAGUUCCUUGGAAGUCAGGAGUCUGCUUGA
Molecule: messenger RNA, 2337 nt
Organism: Pisolithus orientalis
Lineage: Eukaryota; Fungi; Basidiomycota; Agaricomycetes; Boletales; Pisolithaceae
Exons: 14
Coding region: 1-2337 (778 amino acids)
Biological process (GO): regulation of DNA-templated transcription; DNA-templated transcription
Molecular function (GO): zinc ion binding; DNA binding; DNA-binding transcription factor activity, RNA polymerase II-specific
Source: RefSeq, a predicted model, not a curated record